Messenger RNA from Aspergillus novofumigatus IBT 16806, 1134 nucleotides. Its product is annotated as putative cytochrome c peroxidase. The record is from RefSeq and is a predicted model, not a curated record. Gene Ontology annotation, biological process: response to reactive oxygen species; cellular response to oxidative stress; hydrogen peroxide catabolic process. Bases 153 to 1025 code for a protein of 290 amino acids. The transcript has 3 exons. Lineage: Eukaryota; Fungi; Ascomycota; Eurotiomycetes; Eurotiales; Aspergillaceae. Gene Ontology annotation, molecular function: peroxidase activity; heme binding.
UUCUCUCCUUCAUUGUACAUUCUUUUCCUUUUGACUAACGAUACCCUUCGUGUUCUGUCUCUCUUUUUUUUUGAGUUCCGCGUUUGACCUGACGAGGCUGUCGAGUGUUGACCCACCCUAUCGAUACCCCGGAAAGAAUACAAUCCGCCGAAAUGAGCAGACCCGGGGAUUAUGACGCCGUCCGCAAGGACAUCAUUGCUCAGUUGAAGAAACCCGACUAUGACGAUGGCAGCGCAGGUCCCGUAUUCGUACGACUCGCAUGGCACUCCGCAGGCACAUAUGACCUCGAAACCGACACCGGCGGCUCCAACGGCGCAGGCAUGCGCUACGAAGCCGAAGGCGGCGACCCGCCAACGCCGGCCUCCAGCACGGCCGGGCCUUCCUCGAGCCCGUCAAGGAGAAACACCCCUGGAUCACAUACGCCGAUCUGUUCCCCGCGCGGCCGCCUGCCCGAUGCCGCACAGGGCGCCGAGCACCUCCGCGCCGUGUUCUACCGGAUGGGCUUCAACGACCAGGAGAUCGUCGCGCUGGCGGGCGGUCACAACCUCGGCCGAUGCCACAUCGACCGCAGCGGGUUCCAGGGUCCCUGGGUGAACAACCCGACGCGGUUCUCGAACCAGUUCUUCAAACUGCUGCUGAAGCUGGACUGGAAGCCGAAGACCCUGCCGAACGGGGUCAGCCAGUUUGUGUAUGUGGAUCCGGACGCGGAGGAGGGCGACGAGCCGCUCAUGAUGCUGCCGACGGAUAUCGCGCUCAAGACGGACCCGGCGUUCCGCGUGUGGGUGGAGAAGUACGCGGACGACAAGGACCUUUUCUUCGAUCAUUUCGCCAAGGCGUUUGCCAAGUUGAUGGAGCUGGGUAUCAAGCGUGAUGAGAACGACCGCGUCAUCAACGCUGAUAACGUUAAGGGCGGCUACAUCUCUGCGCCGAAGAAGAGCAAUCACCCCACUGGGCCGGCGAAGGGGGCUCAGGGUGGAUGUCCUGUGGCGGCGUCGCAGGGUGGAUGCCCUCGGGCUAAGCUAUAAUCCUUUCUUUUCCUGUCAAUAUGUUAGAAUCUUCUUUGUUGAUACAGGAUCGGACUAGAUAACUAGAUCGCGGGUGCAUGUACAUGUAUAGAUUAGACGCAUACAAUAC